Messenger RNA from Exserohilum turcica Et28A, 2628 nucleotides. RefSeq lists its product as uncharacterized. Bases 10 to 2628 code for a protein of 872 amino acids. Gene Ontology annotation, molecular function: calcium-dependent cysteine-type endopeptidase activity. The record is from RefSeq and is a predicted model, not a curated record. Lineage: Eukaryota; Fungi; Ascomycota; Dothideomycetes; Pleosporales; Pleosporaceae. Gene Ontology annotation, cellular component: cytoplasm. Gene Ontology annotation, biological process: proteolysis. The transcript is spliced from 4 exons.
AAAGCAACCAUGAGCUCCGACGGCGGAGACGAAGUCAAGUCUGGCCCGCCCCAGGCAGCCAUGGACGGAUUCUGGGAGAGCCUCAUUACCAAGAAGCCCGCAAAAGUCACAAAAAUCUUCCCUCCAAGCCUGUAUGCAAAUCUGCUUCCUCCACAGAACCCUGUUGGUGCUGCGACGGGGAAAAACGCGGCCGAAUCAUACAAGGCUGCAGCUGCCGAGUGCAGCGCUCGCGUCAAGCGCCUCGUCCGAGAAUGCAUCCGCACAAACGAGAAAUUCACCGACCCAGACUUUGACAUUACCAAUCUGGCCAACAAGAAUUGUCUCGAGGGCCUCAGAUAUUGGUACGAGGAUAAGAAGGAAGAAACUACAGCAUCCAACAAGCAGAGUGGCCCCAGAUCCGUCCACCGGCUCGACUGGAUAUUCGAAAAGCCCGAGUUCGUCAUCGAUGGCUUCUCCAGCUCUGAUCUCAAGCAGGGCGCCAGCGGCGAUUGCUGGUUCAUCGCCGCCGUGUCGACCAUCUGCAGCAACCCGGACCUCAUGGACAAGGUCUGUGUUGCCAGAGACGAGGAAUGCGGUAUCUAUGGUUUUGUUUUCUAUCGAGACGGCGAGUGGGUCUGGACUAUUGUCGAUGAUAACCUCUACGUCACGUAUAACGACUUUGAUUCCGCGUGGGGCGACCAAUAUGAUCCCACCAAUGCCAGGGAGACAAAGUACAAAAAGAACUACCAGACGGGCUCCGACGCCCUGUAUUUCGCCUCGUGUGCCGACGAGAAUGAAACUUGGCUUCCGCUUUUGGAAAAGGCCUACGCAAAAGGCAGGCGCUUGCACGGUGACUACGCGGCCAUUGUUGGUGGAUGGAGCGGUGAGGCCGUCGAGGACUUGACAGGAGGCGUCACAACCAAAAUUCUGACAGACCGCAUCUUGAGAAAAGACCGGCUAUGGGAAGAGCUCAAGCAAGUCGGCAAGAAGUUUCUUUUUUCAGCCUCAUCGCCAGCAACGUACGGCGACGACUCUGUUGCGCGCAGGGGUCUCGCACUAGGCCAUGCCUAUUCCGUCUUGAAGGCGGUAGACGAACAAGAUGAAAAGGGCAAAAAAUACAGAUUAGUACUGAUACGCAACCCCUGGGGAAACAGAAUCAAUGCCGGGCUAGGCGAGUGGACAGGGCCAUGGAGUGAUGGAUCCGCUGAAUGGACCCCAUACUGGCUCAACAAGCUGGAUCACAAGUUUGGAGACGACGGUCUUUUCUGGAUGUCUUAUGACGACAUGCUCAAGCGAUUCAACUUGCUUGAUCGUACCCGCCUCUUCGACGAGCAAUGGAACAUUGUCCAGCGCUGGACAAGCGUUUCAGUCGCCUGGGUCACCGGCUACCUCAACACAAAGUUCUCCGUCGACAUCAAAAAGGGCGGGCCAACUGUCUUCGUGCUUUGCCAGCAGCUCGACGACCGCUACUUCAAAGGGCUAGACGGAAAAUACGAGUUUGAUCUUCAUUUUGUGCUGCAAGAAAAGAAUGCCGAAACAGGCGACCACAUUGUGCGUGUUCGCGGGCCGUGGUUUGGAAAUCGCAACGUCUCGGCUGAGGUCGACCUCGACGCCGGCGUGUACGAAGUGGUACCCAAGAUCGUAGCCAUACAGGACCCAGACGAGCCCGAAGUCCUCGACGUUGUCAAGAAGCUUGCGGAGCGCAACCCGCAGAAGCUGCGGCAGAUAGGCCUCAACUACGACAUUGCCAAUGCAAAAGGCGUCGUUGCAGUGUCUGAGGAAGAGAAGAAGAAGAGGGAAAAAGAGAAGAAGGAAGCAGCGGAGAAAAAGGCAAAGGAGAAGGAGAAGCACGAUAAAGAGAAGGCUGAGUUUGAGGAGUGGAAGAAGGUCGAAAAGGCAGAGUACGAUGCGUGGAAAAAGCGAAAGGAGCUCGAGGCCAAGGAGCAGCUGCGAGCCAAGGAAGAAGCUGCAAAGGGGGCCAAAGAAGAAGCCAAGGACAGUGAGACUCAGACGACGAAGACGGAGCAAAGCGAUGCUACCACCACCACAGAAGCACCAGCGGGAGGAGAAAAACAUAAAGACUCCAAGCCUACUCCUACUCCUGCGACGAAAACAGACCAAACCGACGCUACUGCUGCUGUCACAGAAGCACCAGCAGAAGGAGAAAAACACAGAGACUCCAAGCCUGCUCCAGCUCCAGCUCCUGAUGCAGGCUCUACAGACAGCACCGCCAAAGACACCGCCCAGGACACCGCCAAAGACACCGCAAAACAAGAUACCACACAAGACAGCACCACCACAACCACUACGACGCAAGCCACCGAUACCAACACCAACACCGCCACCGAAAACCCCACUUCCACUUCCACCACCACUGCAGACGCCUCCGCCUCCACCACCACCAGCGACACCACCCCCCCCAAGCAGCUCCCGUCACCAGCGACCCAGAUCCCUCGCCCACCUCCUCAAGAAGAAGAAGAAGAAGAAAACGAAGACCCCAAACCCUGGAACGCAGUUUGCAUCCUGGGUCUCCGAGUCUACAGUCUCGACCCGGAUAUCAGCAUCCAGCUUGUCAAGCCGCGGAGUGACGAGGAGGCGGCGAUUCUUGACGUCGAUGGCGGGACGACGCAGGCGGGUGCGACUAUGUAA